AUGACGUUUACUUCACCUUGGACGAAAAUGAAUGAAAAGGAGAAUUGCGAAGCAAAGGGAUACUGCAAUGACGGCUAUGAUUUGGAGAGGAGAGGAGAUCCUCUGUUGAGUAACUCUGAAGAAGCGGUGAGUAGUCGCCCAAACAGACUCAUCAAAGCCUGUGAUUGGAUAGCCGUGAUUCUUCUAUCAGUAACUUUGGUAGAAAUCACAACGU
Auanema sp. JU1783 is the source of this 214-nucleotide messenger RNA. Lineage: Eukaryota; Metazoa; Nematoda; Chromadorea; Rhabditida; Rhabditidae. The record is from the annotation of a GenBank genome assembly.